CCAAAAUACCUUUGUGCCUAUCCACUCACAGAACAAACUAUAAAAGAAAAUGUGAGUGGUUUUGAAAAACUUGGUUUCCCUCAGUGUUUUGGAGCUAUUGAUGGGUGCCAUAUUGAGAUCCAAGCCCCAGCUCUGGACUCUGUAGAUUACUAUAAUUAUAAGGGAUGGCAUUCAACUGUAUUGCUAGCUGUGGUUGAUUAUCGUUACAGAUUUCUUUUCAUAAAUGUAGGAGCUCCAGGUCGCUGUAAUGAUUCCCAAAUAUACGAAGAUUCUUAUGUAAGACAACAGCAUCGGCAACCUAUUCUAAAGGAAAUGUCAAAAAAUGUAUGUGGUGUGGAUGUUCCUGUAGUCCUAAUUGGAGACUCAGCUUUCAGAUUUUCUGAAUCCUUAAUGAAACCAUUUCCUUUUAGUACCGCAGCUACGGCAGAAGAAAAGAACUUCAACUACUCUCUGUCAAAAUGUCGAAGAGUAGUUGAAAACUGUUUUGGACAUUUGAAAGCAAGAUUUAGAAGAAUUGGAAAGGGUCUUGAUAACCGUAUUGACAACAGUACCUUGAUCAUAAAAGCAUGCUGUGUCUUACAUAAUUUUAUGAAUGUCAAUAACGAUGAAAUAAACCUUCAAUGGUUGCAGAAUACAAACAAUAAUCCGCAAAGACAACAACCAGAACAUUCAACGCAGAUAGAUAAUUUGAAAAGUUCACCUUCAAUCAUACGAAAUGCCAUCAGCAUGCAUUUAUCCCGCGGCCUAGAAGUAGAAGAAGUAGCGAUUGGUGAAGUGGAUUCCGCAGAUGGAUUGUCAUUGAUGUCCAACUGGGAUGAGGAAUAUCUUGACCUGGACCUUGAUCUCGACCUCAACUCGUCAGAAGCCGGAAUUGCGUCCGUUGAAAUGCCAUUAUCAUCUACAAAUUAA
Messenger RNA from Eupeodes corollae, 909 nucleotides. RefSeq names its product putative nuclease HARBI1. The record is from RefSeq and is a predicted model, not a curated record. Bases 313 to 909 code for a protein of 198 amino acids. The transcript is spliced from 4 exons. NCBI's taxonomy places the organism in Eukaryota, Metazoa, Arthropoda, Insecta, Diptera, Syrphidae.